Molecule: messenger RNA, 2013 nt
Organism: Hydatigera taeniaeformis
Lineage: Eukaryota; Metazoa; Platyhelminthes; Cestoda; Cyclophyllidea; Taeniidae
Source: the annotation of a GenBank genome assembly
AUCCCAAUUCGGUCAGUAAACUGCGAUCAUCUUCAGUGCUUUGACCUGUCCUCCUAUUUAACUAUAAAUAAACGGCGGCCAAGGUGGAAUUGUCCGGUGUGUAGUCUCCCAUCUCCAUUUCGAGAUCUGCGACGUGAUGACUUUUUUCUCCACCUCCUGAAGAACAAGACUCUCUCUGACGCCGAACAUGUGAAGGUCGAUGCUGAAGGUAAUUGUCGAAAAGUUAUAACCGAUUCCACCGCUCCGAGCAAUGGUGGUAAUGGCGACUCAAAUUCGCACAAGCCUCAACGUAACGGUGAUGGUAGUGGCGAUGGUGGAAGCAAUGAUUUUCCACCCUCAAUGAGCCCCUUUAAGACGGAUCCCUCCUCACGCCAGCGAGGUCCGCACCUCCAAUCUGCGCCGUCAUCAUCAACUUCGCCACCACGAAGACGCCCACCGUCGCCUUGCAUCCUCAUCAUCGACGACUCCGAUUCUGAUAAGGAGGCAGAGGAGAAGGCAGCGAAGGAGAAGGCAAAAGAGGGGAAUGUCACUACUGCACCUAACUCACUAACCACUCAACAAGCCCAACCCAUAGCGUCACCACUACCCACGAUUCCAGCUUUUGCUCCUGCUGCUCCACCCAGUGCCCCUUCACUGGUACUCCCAAUGCCAAUUCCUUCUCAAACUUUUUGUGGCGAUCUCGUUGUGGAUUUGACGGAGCUUUCAGACGAAAGUGAUGAUGACCCACCACUCCCAAAAUCACCCAGAACAGCGGCGCCACCUCCUUCUCCUCCCCCUCCACCGCCCUCUCUUCCUCCACUUUCUUCAUCAGCUUCUCCGCCUCCUGUUCCAGCACAGACUUCUUGUGCCCCACCUCCAUCACUCCCUCCACCUCUUCCUCCCCCUCCUCCUUCUCCCACUGUCACUCCUUCACCCUCACUUCCAACUUCAGCAGUAGCGGCCGCCGUGACGUCGCGUCCUCCGAUUCUAGUCAUUCCAACAGAAACUCCAACUUCUACUGUUACCACCAUCAGUGCUCCACCCAACGUUACUGUCACUACUGCGACAGCGAUUAGCCACCCAGCUGCCCCUGUAUCCAGUGAAAUUCAGACCCGUCUGUUUGCCCCUCUAACUGCAGUUUCCGGGAGCCGAAUUCUCUUCCUUUCUAAUCCGCAACCCAUAUCCACGUCGAAUGUUCCGCCUUGUUCAAAUGCUGCAGUUGUUGCCCGCAAUGUUGUAACCACGGCAACUACAAUGACAGUAUCGUCUGCCGCUGUGACUGUCGCCUCCGUCACGCCUAGUAACACGGCUAAGCGACCUUUAAUUACAACCACCUCUACUGCGGUAAGUGGUGGCACUCAAGAAUCCAACGUAACUGCUCGUUCUGGACGGUUUAAAAUCACUGCCAAGAGACGAUGCGUCCUGUCUUCACCAGUGUCGAAUUCUACCGAUGGUUCUGCAUUGCCCGCAAGUCCAGUGGUGAUAAUUUCACCGCCCUUGGUUACCGCCACGUCAAAUCCUCCGGCUGCAGCAAUAACCACUGUUGCUGCACGACAUUCAGCACCGGCUUCUACGCUCAUAACAACUACUGUCCUUCCUCCUUCUGUUCCUGCACAUUGUCUUCGCUCAUCGCGUCAAACAAUUCAACUUCCAACAACACCCUCCAAAUCUGCUGCAGCACGAGGACGUGGUCGUGGACGUCGUCGUGUCUUCAUUGACGAUGGUGCCAGUGAUGUUACAACAUCGGCAGGGAUAGGAAACAUUGGUGGAACAUUUGAACCGUCUCUCUCCUCUACCUCCACAGGAGCGAUCUCCGAAGAGAAUGCAGAAGAUGAGACGCAUGAUGACGAGGAGGACGAUGAAGAAGGCGAGGAAGAAGAUGACGAUGAUGAUGAUGACUGGACACCUGGGGCUUCCUCCUCUAGUACCACUCCAAACUCAUCACGUCGAAGAUCUGCUGCCACAACAUCAUCGUCAAGACGCAGACCGUUGAGUACGAUCGGUGCGGAUGGGUCUCGAAGUAGAAGAGGAUGA